Molecule: messenger RNA, 225 nt
Organism: Mesorhabditis belari
Lineage: Eukaryota; Metazoa; Nematoda; Chromadorea; Rhabditida; Rhabditidae
Source: the annotation of a GenBank genome assembly
AUGGUCGAAGAGCCAAACAUUGCAGGCGUUCGUGUUCGAGGAUUCAUCCGGGGAUGCAUGAACGAUGUGUUGAUAGGCGGUUUCAAUCAAACGGUCGUUGGAUGGUAUCGCUGGAUGCAUCGAGACUCGUGCCGACCCUAUCGAAAGAAGGAACUUCGUAACGCUGCUGGGGCCAUCUACCGACGAUUCGCAGAUCGAAGUAGGACUUUGCCAUGCGGAUCAUUG